ACUAACAUCAGUCGUUUGUAAACUUUCUUGCCAAUCGUAUCAUCAUAAAUCUAUAACGCUUUUUUAAUAAAUUAUCCAAUAUUUAUUUUUAAUCAUUUUCACAACGUUCAUCAGCAGCAGCAUCAAUAUGAAAUUAAAUUGGCAUUUAUUUUUUGCGGCCGCCAUCAUAAUAGUACAAGAAAAUUUAUGUGUACCCGCCAUACGCCCCUUAUCCAACCAGCGUCGCAUAAUUUUUCCCGAAGACAAUUGGGAUGAUUGUUUUCUAGACAAAGAAUCCACUCAACCGGGCAUGUGUAAGUCGCUAGAACAGUGUCCCGAAAUAUUGAAGAAAUGGGACAAUGAAAACGUUUAUCCCAAAACCUGUUAUUUUAUCAAAAAAGAACAAUUUGUUUGUUGUCCCAUUGCAACGGCUAAAGAGGUCUCUACUACCACUAAGACGCCGUUUAGUAUUUUUCACGAUGUAUUUAAUACGGAUCCCGGUUUAGUUACUAAAAAGCCCAAAGUGGAAACAACUACUGUUAAAAGGCCGUCCAAUAUAUUUUUAGAUAAUUUAACUACCAAACCCACUCCGAAGAGACCUUCAAAUAUUUUUCUUGAUAAAGUGACAGCUGCAGAUAAAACAACCACCAAGACACCUUCAGUUGUAUUACCCGAUAUUUUUAAUACCGAAAAACCUAUUAAUAAUAAAAGACGUAAUGAAAUAGAAUGCGAUUUACAAAAUUCCGAUAUUAAUGGAGAAUCUGCUCAAUUAAGUGAAUUUCCUUUUAUGGCUGCUUUGGGCUUCAAAUCUAGAGGCGAUAAUAAAAUUUGGUAUCCCUGUAAUGGCGUAUUAGUAUCCUCGAGAUAUAUUUUAACAGCAGCCCACUGUGCCGAAAUAGGAGGAGAAAAACCUUCAUUUGUGCAAUUGGGAUUACCUAAUCUGAGAGAAACGGAAGAAGGUUCUAUUAAAAUUAAGCAAAUCAUUAAGCAUCAAAGCUAUGAAGACAGUAAGGCCAUCUAUAAUGAUAUAGCUUUAGUGGAAUUGGAUCAAGAAGUAAAUAAUCGUCCAGUUUGUUUAUGGUCCUUGACCGAUAUACCCAUCACAAAACUCACCUCCUUGGGCUAUGGGCACUCACGUUUAGAUGGCUUAGGUCCUAAUGAAUUAAUAAAAUCACCUUUGACUACUAUAGAAAAUGCUGAAUGCCAAGAAUACUAUAAUCUGGAUGAUAAAUUUGAAAAUAUGUAUAUUGGAGAUGAUCAUGUAUGUGCCGGUGAAAAGAAACAACUCCAUGAAUCUUGCCAGAGUGAGACAGGGGGUUCUUUAAUAAUGGAAUUGGACAAAGUAUUCUAUGUCGUGGGUAUAAGUUCAUAUGGCUUGGGUUGUGCCGAUCUACCACCCUCGAUCUAUACUAGAGUCUCUUCGUUUAUCGAUUGGAUUGAACAAAUUGUUUGGCCAGAAAUUGAUGUAAGAUUUGAUAGAAAAUAAGUGAAAUUUUUAGUUUUAUUUAUUCACCUUUAUAAUAUUUCAAAAUAAUAUUAACUUUUUAUAAAAAAAAGAGUAUUUAAUAGAUUUAAAUGAUAUAUAUUAUAUAUUUAACGAACAUAAUGAAUAUAACAUUCAGAAAUAAAUUUAGCAGCAUUA
Molecule: messenger RNA, 1621 nt
Organism: Lucilia cuprina (Australian sheep blowfly)
Lineage: Eukaryota; Metazoa; Arthropoda; Insecta; Diptera; Calliphoridae
Gene: spirit
Product: serine protease persephone
Exons: 6
Coding region: 128-1465 (445 amino acids)
Biological process (GO): proteolysis
Molecular function (GO): serine-type endopeptidase activity
Source: RefSeq, a predicted model, not a curated record